Molecule: messenger RNA, 1775 nt
Organism: Cantharellus anzutake
Lineage: Eukaryota; Fungi; Basidiomycota; Agaricomycetes; Cantharellales; Hydnaceae
Product: cyclophilin-like domain-containing protein
Exons: 5
Coding region: 348-1682 (444 amino acids)
Biological process (GO): protein peptidyl-prolyl isomerization
Cellular component (GO): nucleus
Molecular function (GO): peptidyl-prolyl cis-trans isomerase activity; RNA binding
Source: RefSeq, a predicted model, not a curated record
CUGUGGGAUGACGUCCCAGUAGUCUGAGGCCAUCUCUGGAACGUAGCUCAACAACAUUGUCGUUUUUUUCACCAGGAACAUCAAGGUCAUCUCCAUUAAGCCUUAGAAUGUUCCCUAUCCAGUCCAUAACAUAGCUUAAACCCAAAUUCUCAAACAGCAUAUUGGCAACAGAGGCAAUGUUCGAAAGUACCGCAAACAGCACCAACCCAGCGGCUACGAAGACAGGUAAGAUGGAGUGGGACUGAAGGAGGAUUGAUAGAGGAUCUGGGCCGUAGUUCAUAGGAUUCUCGGCAUAAUGGGUCAAGCCGCUGACGUAAAGGACAUUUCCCACCCUCAUAUAUAUAUCGAUGUCCGUGCUGCUGGAGACAUCCCUGGGGGAUAUUGUUAUUGACCUUGAGGUUGAAGCAUGCCCGAGGACAUGCGAGAAUUUUCUCAAACUGUGCAAGGUCUAUUACUACAACCUAAACGCAUUUUUCAAUGUCUCAAAGGACUUCUUGGCUCAGACUGGCGACCCAACGGCAACUGGUACAGGGGGCGAAUCUUUUGAGUCAUAUCUAGCCUCGAAGGUGCCUGGAUCCACACCUCUUUCCUUGGCCCGCUAUUUCGUCCCUGAAAUCUUGCCACGGCUGAAACAUGCCCGCCGAGGAACCGUAUCUAUGGCUGUUGCACCAUCACUUGAUAGCAAGAGCAUUGGGGGAUGUGGCAGCCAGUUUUUCAUCACACUGGCGGACGAUGUUGACUACUUAGAUGGGAAACAUGCCGUCUUCGGUCGCGUCGUUGAAGGAUUUGACACGCUCGAGAAGCUUAAUGAAGUGUUUGUUGAUUCUCAGAAUCGCCCUCUUAAGGACAUUCGUAUCAGGCAUGUUAUCGUUCUAGACGACCCUUUCCCGGAUCCCCCUAACCUCGUCGUUCCGCCGGCCUCCCCAACUAUUGCUCCAGACAGGGAUCUGGAAAUGGUUCGUAUUGCCGAAGAUGAGGAUCCUCUCGAGGUGGUUCCCGAGGAGGAGGCUGAACAAAGACGACGCCAGAAUGCCGCCAAAGCCUCGGCUCUGACCCUGGAAAUGGUUGGGGACCUUCCCUUUGCAAACGUUCGACCACCUGAAAACGUUCUUUUCGUUUGCAAAUUAAACUCGGUCACUCGUGACGAAGAUCUUGAGCUCAUUUUUUCAAGAUUCGGAAAAAUUAUGAGCUGCCAAGUGAUCCGCGACAAAAAGACAGGUGAUUCGUUGCAAUACGCAUUCAUUGAGUUUGACAAACGUGAGGACGCUGAGCAAGCUUAUUUUAAAAUGCAAAACGUGCUCGUUGACGAUCGACGCAUCUGGGUAGAUUUCUCCCAAUCCGUCGCCAAAAUGAAUACAAGCUGGCACAGCGCAUCCAAGUCUUCCAGAAGGAUCACCGACACUCGAAGGCACGACUCUGGUGGCUUCGCAGGGAGGUCAGACUUACAAGCGACGUCCCGUUAUCGGGAAUCCGCUCCAGGCAGUAAGGACAGUGGUGGCUACGAAUAUAUAUUUGACACUUCUCCUAGUGGAAAGGGACCACUGCGUAGUUUCAGGCGGAGUUCGCGCUCAAGGUCACCUCGAAGGGAUGGCAGGGAUUACCAUGAGCGACGCGAACGGGAUCGUUCGCACGAGAGGGAAUUUCACCCGCACGAGAAGGAUAGGGGAAUACAUCGUCGAUGAACUUUAUGUAGAUAUAAGUAGGUUUGGCAGACCGAGCAAUCACUUAUGUAAAUCAAUUGGACUGUUCUGAUGAAUAUUGUACUUUUAUUUGCG